This is a messenger RNA of Moneuplotes crassus, 1038 nucleotides long. The record is from the annotation of a GenBank genome assembly. NCBI's taxonomy places the organism in Eukaryota, Ciliophora, Spirotrichea, Euplotida, Euplotidae.
UUUGAGGAAAAAGUAAUAUUUAUUAAAAUAUGUCUUCAGCCAGUUUCCCAAUUGCGCCAAAGCAGACUGUAGAGUUUAACAAGGUUGAAUCAGAAGGAUGGGAGUUCUAUGUCUCUAACAAACCUAUGUUUAACACUAAAGAACUUGAUCAGAUAGCAGAUGUUAUUCCUACACAAGCACUUCCAGAUAUUGUAUUUGGGUACAACAGGAUCUACAUGGUGAAUAAGAAGAGGAACUUUCUUUAUGAGUUCUCUCCAAUAGAUGCACUUACUCUCUGCUCUUAUGCAGUCCAGACAAAAAGACUGCACCCAGAUCAGGUUGAAGAGACCAAGGACGAGGCUUCAAUGGAUGAGGAAACCAAGGAAGUUGAUCAAUUCACUGCUCUUAACAGGAUCGACCUAAAACCCAAAAAUGUUGAGGUCUCCAUGGCUGACAAAUGGAAGGACAAGGAUACUUCUAAGAUUGAAGAUUUUAAGGAGCUUGAGAUCAUCAGUGACUGGACUUACUCCACUCCUUAUAAAGGAACCGUCCUCCCUCUUAGCGAGAAUGUUGAGAGAAUCAAGCAAGAUUUUGACUUAGAAAUUGAGCCUCAGGAAGAGCCAGAAAACAGUGAGAUUACUAUAGAGAGGACAGAGGAUGAAAUCCCCAUUCAUAGAUUGACUCCUGAGAACCCUAUUCUUCAUUAUAUGGAAAUUGAGAUGUUUGAGGAUGAACUAGAAGAUUGCGGUCACACUAUGUCAAAAGUCAGGUUCAGAAUCAUGAAAGAUUGCUUCUAUGCCCUUGUUAGGUAUUAUUUGAGAGUUGAUGGAGUCAUUGUCAGAAUUCUGGAUACUAGAAUUUUCCAUGACUUUGAGACAAACCACAUCAUCAGAGAGUUCUGGCAUAAAGAGGCAACUUAUGAUGAGCUCAGAGCUAAGCAUUUUGACCUCAGCUCUGAAUGGGGACUCGAUCCAAACCAAUCAGACAGAGUUUUCAACAGCCUUGAACUAAAGUUCAGGAUCAGGGAUAAAAUAUCCUUCUAAACACAAUUCAAUUUUG